UAGAACAUUCAAUACCGAACUCUCUACGAGUAACUUUAAAAAAAAUAAAGUAUUUUUUUAAUUCAAGAUGAAGCUGCUUCUUAUUGUUAGCGUAUUAGUUUUAGCGUCAGUCGUUAAGAGCAAAAAGUUUACAAGAUGCGAGCUAGUUCGCGAGUUAAGAAACCAAGGAUUCCCCGAAGAUAAGCUACGGGAUUGGGUGUGUCUAGUGGAGCACGAGAGUAGUAGGAACACGGGUAAAAUCGGCAAAGUGAACAAGAACGGGUCCCGAGACUACGGCCUGUUUCAGAUCAACGACAAGUACUGGUGCAGCAACACCAGUACGCCGGGAAAGGACUGCAAUGUCACUUGCUCUGAACUCCUAUCUGACGACAUCACGAAGAUAUCGUCGUGCGCGAAGAAAGUGUACAAGCGCCACCAGUUUCAGGCCUGGUACGGCUGGCGAAACAACUGUCAGUCAUCGAGCUCCCUACCCGACAUCAGCUCCUGCUAAUUCAGCUGCCUCUCUUUCUCUCUCUCUCUCCCUCUUUUAAGCUCGUCUCUCUGGCAAAACUCUCAUCUUCGUCCUCUUAUCCCUGUAUUAACUUUAAUAAUAAGUGACAAGACGCUUCGUGAGGCUACUCUUACAUUACGUUGCCUAUCAAAUUGAUAAUUAAAAAUAUAUGAAUCUUUGUAACCAAUUUGUACCUAAUUUUAAUUUAAAUAAAUGUCGAUAUAAUAUUAUGUAGA
Messenger RNA from Aricia agestis (brown argus), 726 nucleotides. Its product is annotated as lysozyme-like. Lineage: Eukaryota; Metazoa; Arthropoda; Insecta; Lepidoptera; Lycaenidae. The transcript is spliced from 3 exons. Gene Ontology annotation, molecular function: lysozyme activity. The record is from RefSeq and is a predicted model, not a curated record. The coding region runs from base 68 to 490 and encodes 140 amino acids.